This is a messenger RNA of Penicillium expansum, 1488 nucleotides long. RefSeq names its product NAD-dependent succinate-semialdehyde dehydrogenase. Gene Ontology annotation, molecular function: succinate-semialdehyde dehydrogenase (NAD+) activity. The coding region runs from base 1 to 1488 and encodes 495 amino acids. The transcript has 2 exons. The record is from RefSeq and is a predicted model, not a curated record. NCBI's taxonomy places the organism in Eukaryota, Fungi, Ascomycota, Eurotiomycetes, Eurotiales, Aspergillaceae.
AUGAAUGAAUCUCACUAUCAAUUCCCUGUUGAACUAGCAAACCCUGCGGUUUUUGAUAAUCGAGGAUUCUUUGCAGGCAAGUGGCGAUAUGCAGCCUUGGAUAAGAUGUUUCCUGUCACUGAGCCGUCCUCUGGUCAGAUUCUGGCCCAUUGCGCGGACUUUUCUCAACAAGACUUUGUGGAGGCCAUUGAAGAAGCCGACCGUGGAUUUCGAAAAUAUUUCUUUCGCACCACUGCUAAGCAAAGAAGCUCGCUUCUGCGCAGAUGGAACGACCUAAUAUUGGAGAAUCUUGACGACCUUGCCAAGAUACUCUCUCUAGAGAAUGGCAAGACAUUAGCAGAAGCCAAGGGGGAGGUGGGAUAUGCAGCAUCUUUUGUCUCCUGGUUUGCCGAAGAAGCAGUUAGAUCAUAUGGGGACGUCAUCCCAUCUUCUUACCAGAACACGACAGCUGUGACUUUCAAAGAGCCAGUGGGUGUAUGCGGUAUAAUCACACCUUGGAAUUUCCCUGCAGCUAUGAUCACUCGGAAAAUCGCACCGGCAUUUGCAGCAGGUUGUUCGGUGGUCAUCAAGCCACCAAGUGAGACACCGUUCACUGCAAUUGCAUUAGUUAAGCUUGCUCUGGAAGCGGGUUUCCCACCUAAUAUUGUGCACGUUGUACCUACAAAAGAUCGCAAUGCUUCCUUGGAGCUGGCCACGCACCCCAAGGUCAAAAAGAUAAGCUUUACCGGCUCAACCAAUGUUGGCAAAAUGCUCACCAAGCUUGCCGCUGGUACAAUGAAGCGAGUCAGUAUGGAGCUUGGUGGAAAUGCACCUUUUAUUGUUUUCAAUGACGCAGACAUCGAAAAGGCCAUUGAAGGAGCCUUGAUUUGCAAGUUCCGCUCUUCUGGUCAGACAUGUGUUUGCGCAAACCGGCUUUAUGUUCAUCAAGAUAUUUUGGAGGAUUUUACUCAGCGCCUGAUCUCUCGAGUCCAAACAUUCAAACUGGGGCGUGGCAUCGAUGAAGGGGUCACUCAUGGCCCUUUGGUUAAUGCUGCCGCAGUGGAAAAGGUCAAGAGCCACGUACAAGAUGCUAUCCAAAAGGGAGGUCAACUCCGAUACGGUGGUGAAGUGCCAGCUGAUACCCCCUCUGGGUACUUUUACCAACCGACUAUUAUUACCCACGCCAAUAAGGACAUGCUCCUUGCAACUGAUGAAACAUUUGGACCCCUCGCAGCCAUUUUCGAAUUCUCCUCCGAAGAAGAGGUGAUUGGAUUGGCUAAUGAUACCGAAUUUGGCCUAGCAGGUUACUUUUUCAGUGAGAACAUCAGUCGUGUUCUUCGUGUUUCCCAGCGGCUGGAAUGUGGCAUGGUUGGUGUGAAUACUGGAUUGAUCAGCGCAGUCGAAACCCCCUUUGGGGGAGUCAAGGAGAGUGGUAUUGGACGAGAGGGAAGCAAAUAUGGGCUCGGCGAAUAUCAAAACAUCAAGGCUGUGACUAUUGGAGGCAUCUAA